CCUCCCCGAACGACUCGAAGCGAAGCAUAGAAUGUUGCGUCUCAGUUGCGUCAUACAAUGAGCUUCUUUUCGUGAAGAUGUGGGGCGACUUUCUCUGUCAUCUGUUUCUUCAAACGUUUGUGGCCAUCCCAGCGCUCGCUUGAACCACCGAGGACUGACGGAUCGAACGUUGGCUACGUACGUUUGAGUCGUCACCACCAUGGCCCAGAGCAAGCCCCACACCCCAGGUACGGCCCGGGGCGCUAAACUGGCAGCUCUGCUGGUGGACGAGGGGACUGCGCUAGUCAGGAAAGUAUUUGAGGAUGAAGUCAAGAAGAUGAACCCUUCAAGUCUUCGUGAACAGCUAAAGAGUCAUAAGGGAUAUCUUUGCGGACUGCGAUACUUGAAUGCUGGUCAGAGGAAAACACUCUAUCCACCCGGCGACGAUGUUCCAAAUACUGCACAGGGGUUUGACAUAUCGCUCUUAGAACUUCUACUGAAAGAACUCGUUCGGAAAGAACUUCGUAGAAAAGCACCGUAUGAACACCAAAGGAACAGCCUUCGACAAUACAGGAACGACAAUUACGGGCACAUUUCAAGCACGGAGCUGUCUGAAGAACAGUUUGACACGCUGUGGAAGGAACUGACUGAUAUCCUGGUUUCUCUCGGUGGAGACAGAGACAGGAUUUCAGAAAGACUCAACUCCAGCAUCGACACUGAACUGGAAAGCAAGUACUUCGAACUGCUGGAGCGACUGCACAAGGAAGACAUGGAGGUCAAAGAUCUUCUCAUGGCUCAGGGAGAGAGUCUAAGGAAAGGGCAAGAAGAAGUUUUGGAACAGGGAAAGGGUCUGCUAAAGGGGCAAGAAACACUCUUGAAUCAAGGAGAGAGCCAGAAAAAAGGACAAGAAGAAGUUAUGAAGGGGCAAGAAGCAAUCAUGGCCCAAGGAGAGAGCCAGAAGAAAGAAAUUUUGGAUCAAGGCCAAAGCCUAAAGAAAGGACAAGAGGAGAUAAAGAGUUUGUUGGAGAGAGUCCACGAUGCCCAGAGCCCAGGAAAAAACUCCAGGCAACACGAGGAUUCAAGCUCCAGGACAGGAUUGGCUGAUGUGGCUGAUGACGUCAUCAACUGUCUGCAAGACCUGUACCGUACCGAGUCUGCGCAUGUGCGGCCUCUGCCCUGGUGCGAAGACCUCAACCUGCAUCUUGGAGAAGUCUUCACCAACCUGCAGCUCCAGUACAGGGAUGAAAGGGGGCGCUUUCAUGACGCAGGCACUAUCGUAAGCUUAGCAGAUAUCUAUGAAGGUGAGGGUAUCCAAGUUAACGUUAGAUCAGCUGUCAAAAAAGUAAGGGUAGAAGGGGACCCUGGUAUUGGGAAGUCGUGCUCUUGUCAGAAGCUUGCUUAUGAUUGGUCCUGUGGGAAACUGGACAGGUUUAAGUUUGUGUUCUUUCUAGAAAUGCGACACUUAGCUGGGAAGGUAAAGGAUGAAAUAUUUGAGCAGCUCCUACCAAAGGAUACAAACACGACCCCGGACCAGCUCUGGUCCUACAUCCAACAGAACCAGGAUGAUAUUCUCUUCAUCCUAGACGGUCUAGAUGAGCUCAGUCAGGCAGCAAGGCAAGUCACAGAUGUGGUGGACUUGAUUCAGGGUAAAAUCCUCCGGAACUGUCAUGUCCUGGUGACCUCUAGGCCGUACCACUGUGUCAAAGACCUGGAGAAAUGUCACCGGUUCUACAGAAUAGUAGGUUUUAGAAAGAAAAAUUCAGAGGAGUUCAUACGCAAAUACUUUUGCGAAUUCCCAGAGUCUGCCUCAAAACUGGUGGAACAGCUUCAACCCGACCAGCUUCUUCGUAAUGUCUAUCUGUCACAAAUUGUAGUAAACCCCCUCAACAACUUGCUCAUAUGUGUUGUGUGGGAAGAUAACAAUGACCAACUGCCCUCGAGCAAAGCUGAACUGUAUGAAAUGAUUGUACUUUCAGUCGCAAAGCGAUUCUGUACAAAGAAAGACCUUUCGGUGGAAGGUGAUGAACUUCCUCCUGACAUAAAAGCAGCCUUGCGAGGUCUGGGGAAACUGUCCUGGGAGGGGCUAGAGCAGGAGCAGCUCCAGUUUAACAUAGCUGAGAUUACAAAGAACUAUGACAAGAACGCCGAUAACAUGUUGACCAUGGGCCUCCUGACUAGAGAUUACUCUUUCUCCAGAAUCAAACGCACCUGCCUCUGCGCCUUCCUGCACAAAACAUUUCAGGAAUACAUGGCCGCCCACUAUAUCAGUAGCCUGUUCACAGGUGGUAGUAGAGAAGAGGGGAUGAAAUGCCUUCGUAGUUUGUUUGGUUUGACAACUACUACUGGUAUCGACAGUAAAAUGAUUUUAGAUAGUUGCCGCAAAUACAUGGAGGUCCAGGAUUGGUUACUUUUGAUCCUAGCUGAGAAUGCAGACCCGUUAUUUGACAUGUUUGCAGAGGAACUUAACAAAGCUCAAACUGAUGAGGACAGGGACGUUUUGUCAUUUGUGUGUAUCACGUGGCUUGGAAACUCCUGUGCAGGUGUUAGAAUGGCCGGGAUUGUGUCACCUUGUCUGUCUCAGCACGCAACUAACAACCUGGGUGAUUUUAGUAAGGACUAUAAUCGUCAUAUCAGUUGGAUUGUAGGUUUGACACACGUACUAACCUGCCAAAAGAAACUCGUUGCAAGUAACAAUCCAAGUUUGACACAGCAUUUGACAGUCAACCUCCGUCAUAUCAGUGCAAGAUCCUUGAUUGAAGAGGAACUUGACGCGUUAGAAGAAACAUUAUCAGAUUACGACGCAUUGCGCUCUGUGAAAUUACUUGAUGCUGGCGGUGGUAUUAGGGCUGGGGUUCACACUUUCUCCCCACUGCGCACAUUCAUACCUCGGUGUGGAGCAGGAAGUGUGUCCAUCCAUAUCAAUCCUUCUUAUGCAUUAUAUCUGUCACUGUUGAGCUCGUUAGAACAGCUUAGCGUCGCACCAAGACUUGUAGAUAUUAGAGUUACUGUAAAUGGUACCAUGGGUGGUAUAUUUGGCGAUACACCAGAUCUAGACUUCUCAGAAUACGACAGACUGUUGUCCCGAAUGAUUGUAAGACAGGAUUGUCUCAGGUCGUUAAGGCUAGAGAUUGGUGGGUGGCAUCGUCAGGAUCCUGAAGUCAGAGGGUUCGGUAACCUAACAGCGACCCUUCAGAGCAUCUCCAAACAUGCAACCCUUGAGGAGGUUGACUUCGAGCUUCCAAGGAACGACGUGUUGACUGUAGGUGCAAAUACAAGGUUUGAGGUGGUUUUAAUCGUUGACAAUAUAGAGAUAGUAAAGUACAGAAGGUAUGAGACAUUUGAUGUGGGGCCAAUGGUUCACGAACUCACAGAGUGUAUCAAGAAAAACAAGAUGCUGAAGACACUAAGGCUUAGAUGGAAACUCUGGGAUAUUCAAAAUAUAACACAUAAAGUUUACCAUGGAGUCUGCAGUAGUCAGUCCCUCUCCAACCUGUGUUCUGCGAUCCAGAGAAACCGAACUCUGGAGACGCUGGAGAUUGAGGGCAUGUUGUCUGACUCUCAGUCAGGACGACAGGCAAGGAUAAUUGCCAAGUUGUUGGGUAAUAAACCCAGCCAUUAUAAGGUGUUCAAUAUAACUAUGUUGGACCGCCCACCUGUCAUUGACUUUGUCAUUUUUCCGGCAGCUUGGGUCGGGUACCACAGCGAUAGAACAGCUGCGGAGCCCCGUGGGCCGUCCACAUAGCAGUAGAGAACACAAACGUCAUUCAUGUCUCACAAAGGACCAGCUGGAGUGCCCUUAACAAAGGUUUCAGGGCAGGGACCAGUUAAGGAGAUCCCAUUGAAAUCUAUGCUAAAACCACAAGAAACAAACACUUUAAAACACAUUUACUUUUAUCUCAAACCUCAAGUCUUUACCCCCACUGGAAAGCUGGAUUUGUCAGGUGUCUUUUGGUACAAAUAGUGGAAGUUCAACUCCUGCGUGAUAAUGAGCUACAGCUAAAAUACUGAAAUGAGACCAGGAUUUCACCCCCUGGCAAAGUUGAACAGUCCACACAGAUCAAAAGUGUUUAGAGGUCAAUAACAGGUCAAACCAUGAAAAAGGUCACACUUUUUUGCCAUAUUUUAAAAAUAUACAUUCUUCUGUCCUUCUUACCAGAAAACUGGGCCUUUCUGAGCAAAAUUUGCCCAGGAAAAAAAUUAUCUAAAAAAUAAGUACCAAAAUACGGUGUACACACUGUUAGUUCUGCGCAUGCCGAUUUGCUGGUCCCUCCCCUUAACCAUUGAACUGGUUACGCGUGGCUUUGAUAUGUACAGGCCAGAGGAAUCCGUCCUCUGCUUAAUUAAUAAAUAAAUGGAAAUUUAACAAUUUCAUCUAGUAGUUGUCACAAGUUUCGAUUUUAAUAGCAUGUCAGUGUUCCAGGCGAAAGUAACUUCGUAUCAAGAUUUCUAAAAGUCUAUCAUGGGGUCAAUAUAUGCACUAAAACAGAUUGUUUUUUUUUGUAUCUGACAGGAGCACGACAAUACCCACCUUUGUUUGAACUUAAUAUAACAAACCUUUCUUCAGUUUUAAAAAUGCCAUAUACAGUAUCUUAUUAAGAUGCCCCUGCCUCCAGAAUGUAUUAGACUAAAAUUUGCUAAACAUGUAUGGUAACAAUUUGUCUUACAUCGAUGUGGGUAUACCUGCUUCGCACUAUAGAUGCUUUCAUGGUAGUAUUUUGUAAACCAAUGUAUUUUCAUGCUUUAUGUACAUGUAUCUUGCAAAAAUCUGUAGUGGUAUAAUGUUUAUAUAAAAUUAUAUUGGAUAUCAUUUGAGUAAAGGACAUGUACGUUUAAAAUGCAUUGGCAGUGGGACCAUUCUUUGUUUUGUUUGUUUGUUUGUUUGUUUGUUAUGUUUACUGAAAGCUUGUUUUUGCUCUGUUUCUUCUUCUGCUCCAAACACUGAGCUGGUCAAUGACCUGAACCAGACCGUCUGUCACCAUGGUAACUGGUGUUGGGUUACAUAAUGCUGCAGUUGUACAGUAGGAGGGUUUUAGACUAAUGUCACUAUAUAUGCGAAUGUGUUAAACGUUUGAUUAAGAAUUAAUUAACAGAGCAAACCAUAUGCGAAGGUAAACAUUAUGCAUUUGUUUGGCAAAUGUUGCCUUUCUAGUUUUUUCUUUAACUUGGUUUUAGUUACGAAUACUGACCCGUGGAUUAAAAUGAUGUGACGUUUGUACAUUGUGUAACCUACGAGCGGACGCGCGAGUCAAGGAAAGUUGCUCACACAGUUUAUUACUGAUUUCAUUGUAUUGUGUUCUACCUUGGUUCUACGUUAUAUGAUGUUAAGGUUACAAAAUUGUUUCUCUUAUGUUAUUUAAGCUGCUUUGAUCUUGUAUUCAAUUUGUAACCUGCGUUAUUUGAUACCUUUGUUAAUCUUGAGUUCAUUUUGUUAAUGAAUUUUGUUUGGGUCCCCCCCCCCCAGGAACCUUUGAAAAUCGCCAUCAGGCGACAUGUAUUUCCUGGAUAAAUAAACAAGCAAACAAACAAACAAGCAAACAAAAUUACUUAGUUAGACUUCUUCGAAUCCUGUUGAACAAAGAAAGACGUUGCAUUGUCUUAUUUAAAGUCAAUGGAAGUUGCCUUGUCGUAUUUAAAGUCAAUGGAAUUUACUCUUUUGCCCCAUAUUUCGUGUGACAUAUCUCAUCAGUACACAACCCCUUCGCAACGUGUAUCCCGUGAAUGUUGAGAGAAAUGCUUGUGCAAUCUUCCACAGUCUGUAAGCACAGUAAAAGAUUAUUCCAGCACAUAGAAGCAAAAACAAGGAAACGUCGAUCAUCAGGUACUGGUGAAGCGGAAGUUGUGCGGCACGUGACCGGAUGUGAGGCAGGCCGCCAUGUCUGAUCACGUGACUGAUCCACCACACUGCGCGCUGCAUGGGCGUCUCUGGUUGAUCCCUGUACAGCCGGGACAGGCGACGGGCGUUUUCUCUGUACCUGAAACAUGACAAAUACAUUAGGCCACAGCACGUAAAUUUUCUGGAUAACAUCCUCCGCAGACUCCAUAUCUAAUGC
This is a messenger RNA of Branchiostoma belcheri (Belcher's lancelet), 6029 nucleotides long. RefSeq lists its product as uncharacterized. The coding region runs from base 200 to 3721 and encodes 1173 amino acids. NCBI's taxonomy places the organism in Eukaryota, Metazoa, Chordata, Leptocardii, Amphioxiformes, Branchiostomatidae. The record is from RefSeq and is a predicted model, not a curated record. The transcript has 2 exons.